UACUGAUUUCAAGACAUGUUUUGGACAAAAUAUUUCACUGGCUUGUUUUGUCUGGAUGUCCAAGGUUGGAUUAUGGCCGUUUUUUGUGGAAUAUUUUCAUCUGUGACUAGUUUUGAACCUUCAAAGGUGUGUGAGGACGUGGACCUGCUGCCCGAGGACAUGGACCUUCUGUCUGAGCUGCUGUCCCGCCUGGAGGCUGCCGACCGUCGGGAGCUGCAGCAGCAGUACAGCAUGGUGCGUUCACGGUCCGUGGCGUUAAAGAGAGAACUGAGUCUGAGCAGUGAAGUCGGAGCUCUGAAGGAGAACAUCAAGAAGAACCGCUACAAAGACAUCCUGCCCUAUGACCAGUCUCGGGUCGUUUUAUCUCUGCUGACAUCAGACUCGGACUCUGAUUACAUCAACGCCAGCUUCAUCCAGGGGGCGUCCUCAUCCUCCUCCUACAUCGCCUGUCAGGGUCCUCUCAGCUCCACUGUGACUGAUUUCUGGAGGAUGAUCUGGCAGCAUGAAGUAAAGGUGAUAGUCAUGGCCUGCAGGGAGGUGGAGAUGGGGAAGAAAAAGUGUGAACGUUACUGGACUGAAGCUCAUCAGUCGACUUCAUUCGGACCUUUUACCGUCACAAACUUGGAGGAAACUCGACCAAAUGAAGACGUGGUGAUCAGAGAACUGACGGUUUCUUACCUGCAGAUGACCCGUUCUCUGAUCCAGUAUCAGUUCUUAUCAUGGCCGGAUCACGACGUUCCCUAUGAGACUUCUGGAGUUCUGGACCUGCUGGACCGAGCCAGGACCAGGCAGGGGACACACAACUCCCCGCUGCUGGUACACUGCAGUGCCGGCUGUGGGAGGACUGGAGUCAUCUGUGCUAUCGACUACAUCCAUGACCUGCUGGUUACCAAGCAGCUGACGGCAGACUUCAGCAUCAUGGACGUUGUGCUGUUGCUCCGCAGACAGAGACCAUUAGCUGUUCAGACGAAGGAACAAUAUCUGUUCAUCUUCACUGCCGUCAUCUCCAUGUUCAAGAACUUCCUGCAGCCGUCGGCUUCUGAGCUCUACUCCAACAUCUCACAGCCGAAGAAACCAAAGAAGAAAAACUCAACGACAGCUUCUUCCUCCGACAGACGAUCAAAGCAGGUUGAGAUGAACGACACGUACGCUGUGGUCAACAAGCCUCGGCAGCCCCUCCCACCGCCAUCUGACCCCGCCUACUCCGUGGUCAACAAGCCCCAGUCCAGCAGGAUGAUGCCGGCCUCCCAUCACUAUGACAACGAACCCUCCGGAGCCCCAGCAGCUCCCAUCUACAGCACCGUCAAACCACGAGCUAACCCUCACAGCUUCCCCAGGUCGACCACGCCCAUCUAUGACAUCGCAGCGCCGUCCAGUCAGAGGCCCAGUGAAGGGCGGGACUAUCAGCUGGUGUCAGCUGAACAUCAUUCCCCGUCUGAUAACGACUACGAAGAUGUCUCCUCUUCAGUCUCAGACGUGACCAGUUUCUGCUCACCUGGAAGUAUCGAGUUUAACUGUCGCGUUCAGAAGCCCAGAGGACCCAGAGAUCCUCCGGCUGAGUGGAGCCGACUGGAGAGAUGAACCAGUUUAACUGGACUGUGCUGGUUUCCAGUGGACUGAACUGAAGAGAAAGAGAUUAUUUGGAAUUUGUGUUUGAAUUAAAUAUCUGAUUGAAUACUCACGUUAAUGGAUGGCAGGUCUUUAUGUGUAUUCUAUGAUGUUUUUAUAAAACUCAACAUGUCUGAAAUUAUGUUUAAACACAUCUGUAAACUACAUUUAACCUCCUAGACCUGGUGUUUUAUUUAGAAUGAUGAUUCUUCAUUGUGUGCCAUUUAAAAGUGCAAAGACUCAUGUUUUUAUAUGAUUCCUUCAUUUUGCAGGCAUUAAACCAAAAAUUAAAAGGAAA
Messenger RNA from Acanthochromis polyacanthus (spiny chromis), 1906 nucleotides. RefSeq names its product protein tyrosine phosphatase non-receptor type 18 (gene ptpn18). Gene Ontology annotation, molecular function: non-membrane spanning protein tyrosine phosphatase activity. Gene Ontology annotation, biological process: peptidyl-tyrosine dephosphorylation. The transcript has 17 exons. The record is from RefSeq and is a predicted model, not a curated record. Gene Ontology annotation, cellular component: nucleus; cytoplasm. Lineage: Eukaryota; Metazoa; Chordata; Actinopteri; Pomacentridae. The coding region runs from base 16 to 1581 and encodes 521 amino acids.